This is a messenger RNA of Anolis sagrei ordinatus, 2437 nucleotides long. It is a transcript of the gene KLC1, whose product is annotated as kinesin light chain 1. The record is from RefSeq and is a predicted model, not a curated record. Gene Ontology annotation, molecular function: kinesin binding. Gene Ontology annotation, cellular component: kinesin complex; cytoplasm. NCBI's taxonomy places the organism in Eukaryota, Metazoa, Chordata, Lepidosauria, Squamata, Anolidae. Gene Ontology annotation, biological process: microtubule-based movement.
AGGGGCCGCCAUUUUCGGUGAGGAGAGGGGGCGGAGCCACGGGCUGCUCAGUCAGGCUAGGGAGCUGAAGCCGGGAAGAAGCGGCGGAGGUGGCGGUGGCGGUUUUGGGGGGUCCCGCCCGACUGACAGCCGGCUGGGAAUGUAUGACAACAUGUCCACAAUGGUAUAUCUAAAGGAAGAAAAGUUGGAGAAGCUUACUCAAGAUGAAAUUAUUUCUAAGACUAAGCAAGUGAUUCAAGGACUAGAAGCACUAAAGAAUGAGCACAAUUCCAUCUUACAGAGUUUACUAGAGACACUGAAAUGUUUGAAGAAAGAUGACGAGACCAAUUUGGUGGAGGAAAAAUCAAGCAUGAUACGAAAGUCUUUGGAAAUGUUGGAACUGGGACUCAGUGAAGCACAGGUAAUGAUGGCCUUGUCAAAUCAUUUAAAUGCAGUGGAAUCGGAGAAACAGAAAUUACGUGCUCAGGUCCGUCGGCUAUGCCAGGAAAAUCAGUGGUUAAGGGAUGAACUAGCUAACACCCAGCAAAAAUUACAAAAGAGUGAACAAUCUGUGGCUCAGCUGGAAGAAGAAAAGAAGCACCUUGAAUUUAUGAACCAGUUAAAAAAAUAUGAUGAUGAUAUAUCCCCUUCCGAAGAUAAAGACACAGAUUCUACCAAAGAAGCACUGGAUGAUUUAUUCCCCAAUGAUGAAGAUGACCAAGGGCAAGGAAUUCAACAGCCACACAGCAGUGCAGUGGCUGCAGCACAACAAGGUGGCUAUGAGAUUCCAGCAAGGUUAAGGACUCUUCAUAACCUUGUUAUUCAGUACGCUUCCCAGGGCAGAUAUGAAGUUGCUGUCCCCCUCUGUAAACAAGCACUUGAAGACCUGGAGAAGACUUCAGGCCACGAUCACCCUGAUGUUGCCACUAUGUUGAAUAUACUUGCAUUAGUGUACAGAGAUCAGAAUAAGUACAAAGAUGCAGCAAACUUGCUGAAUGAUGCCUUGGCUAUUCGUGAGAAGACCUUGGGCAAAGAUCAUCCUGCGGUUGCAGCCACCUUAAACAAUCUUGCUGUGCUUUAUGGGAAAAGAGGCAAAUAUAAGGAAGCUGAGCCUUUGUGCAAGAGAGCUUUGGAAAUCAGAGAGAAGGUCCUGGGGAAAGACCAUCCCGAUGUUGCCAAACAAUUAAAUAAUUUGGCCUUACUAUGUCAGAACCAGGGUAAAUAUGAGGAAGUGGAAUACUACUAUCAACGAGCACUUGAAAUCUACCAAACUAAGUUGGGACCAGAUGACCCCAAUGUUGCAAAGACAAAGAAUAACUUGGCAUCCUGCUACCUGAAGCAAGGGAAAUUUAAGCAAGCAGAAACUUUGUAUAAAGAGAUCCUAACUCGUGCCCAUGAAAGGGAAUUUGGCUCUGUAGAUGAUGAGAACAAGCCCAUCUGGAUGCAUGCUGAAGAAAGAGAAGAAAGCAAAGGAAAGCAAAAAGAUGGCACAUCCUUUGGGGAAUAUGGAGGCUGGUACAAAGCUUGCAAAGUUGAUAGUCCGACAGUCACAACAACCUUAAAGAAUCUCGGGGCACUUUACAGACGUCAGGGCAAAUUUGAAGCUGCUGAAACAUUAGAAGAAGCAGCAAUGAGGUCUCGCAAACAGGGUCUUGACAAUGUUCACAAACAGAGAGUUGCCGAAGUCCUUAAUGAUCCUGAAAGUAUAGAGAGACGGCGAAGCCGCGAGAGCCUCAAUGUCGAUGUGGUAAAGUAUGAGAGUGGCCCUGAUGGAGGAGAGGAAGUGAGUAUGAGCGUAGAAUGGAAUGGGGCCUAGAUGCCUUUUCUGAUUCUUACACUGUCUCCUGCAUGGCGGGUGUGCACCAUCUUCAAGCUCUAACUUCUCUUCACUACUGACAGCUGUGUAUUUAGCAAUUCCUUAAUACUCUGAUCAGAGCUACACUACUUGUAAAAAAUGCCACUUCUUCAGUGCUGGUGUCUGUCAUUUCAGAUAGCGGGGGUCCUCUUUUUUUCCUGUACAUGUGUAGCUUUUGCCAGAUACGUAUCUAGUUCUACAAAAUGUGGUGUUACUUACCAUUUGCUGUGUAACAUGAAAAAAACCCCUACGAAUGAAGUUUAAAAGUAGAUGUUUCACUACGGUGAAAGGUAGUUUAAAAGUUUCUUGCAAGGUAUUCUUACAAUGGCAUGAUGGUGACCUUUACAGAAUAAACAGUCUAAAAAAACAAAUAUAAAAAUGUAAGGCAUGUGCUCACAGUGCUUUAAAGUGUAUUUAGAGACCUAUAACAUGGUUUAACAUCAAUAUGGAACUCUGGAUGUUUUCACUUAUGCUUAUACUAAAGUAGCAAUGCUGUUUAGUCUUCAUGUGAAACUUCAGCAGUUAUGCUUUUCUCUACUAAUCUUGGUGUUGGGUGACUUUGUGUAUUGUCUUUCUAACUUCUAAUAAACUCACUCCAACUGA